AUGUCGCUGGCCAACAAGAGACUGUUCUCGGACAUACAAGAUUUUGGAAUAACGCAAAAGUGUGCCUUAAUUAAUGCUUUCUGGCCUCAUCUGAACAUUUCGGAAAGUGACUACUUCGAAGACGAAUAUACAGCUUUGUUUGGUUACUGGGGAGAGGUUCUGAAAAGCCUGCGCCCUUUUGGUCACGAGUUCGCGACAGAAGAGUGGGAUGGCAUGCUUGCUAUACUCACCCAGUUGAGCUUUGGUAGGGAUACAAAGAAAGAGGUACUGGUGUCAGAUUUCAAAAAGAAACAUCAGAAUAUUGGCGAUAAAGCUAUCGCGUGCUCUGUCGAACUCGCGGUUCGUCUUUGGAUAGGUAUCAACGUGCGCUCCAAAGGACUAUUUGUUGGACCAGAAAAGUUGAAAGUGUCUUACAUCCGAUGGCAAAACGAUCAAUCACUGAAAGAGACGGUUGCUGCACCAUUCAUAAACAACAGAAGGAAAGCACGUUCAGCGUCGAUAUUCCUGUUCGACGAUUCGUUCACAGCUGUGGGUCUUAAGGACAUAUGUCGAUUGGAAAUACUUUGGACCGAUAAUCUAGCGGACCAUCUGAGACUACAUGGGUCUCGGGGAGAACGCCAAUUGUCAAUCUACAAACAUAAAAUCUGCCUGAUAAACCACCGAAAAGAACCCGAACCAAUGCUCAUUCCAAAGGAUCUUCUAGAUGAGACCAUUUGUACCCUCGAUCUCCUAUUCCCCGAGGGCGACGAACCAACAGAGACCUUCUUGAACGACGAGAAGGUUCAGAUGUGGAUAGCGAACUCAAUUGACAUACCUCAAGCGAUUGAACUUGAUGACUUUGAGUUCUGGAGGAGUCGUUUGUCACAACUGCUGAGUUUGUUCUAUGGACCUCCGGAGACUGUACGUCAAACCCUACUGGAUAGAAGAAAUACUGCCCAAUUCGCAACCAUAUGGGUCACCAUUUUCGGAGUGUUCUUCUUGACGAUCCUCUUUGGCGUCCUCUCGACGGUCUACUCGGCCAAGCAGUACAAUGUAGCUGUCGACUCGUACAAGCUUGCCCUUGCACAAGCAUGUCAACAAAUAUCCCCACCAUUACUAGGAUACUGCACAUAG
This is a messenger RNA of Alternaria burnsii, 1113 nucleotides long. RefSeq lists its product as uncharacterized. The transcript has a single exon. Lineage: Eukaryota; Fungi; Ascomycota; Dothideomycetes; Pleosporales; Pleosporaceae. The record is from RefSeq and is a predicted model, not a curated record. The coding region runs from base 1 to 1113 and encodes 370 amino acids.